UCUAGAUCUGAGAAGCCGGUAGUCGAGAGUGAUCCCGACGGAGACCGUGUUCCAGCUUUGUCAACACUACUGAUAGUCGCCCAGUGUCGCUGUGCAUUCAUCAAGUUCAUACUUUACAUAUUAAUAGUUUGAUAAAGUAAAUAGUGGCAACAUGUUUAGCAGCGGCACACGCACGGUGAAAACAUUUUUCUCAGAUGGAUCGGGACCCCCGAAGAUGGAGACGAAAACAUACUCGUUCGGAGGAGACGGUGGUCCAAGCAUUGGUAUGGGAGGUGGAGAGUUCAACAUUGGCUUUGGAAGUACCUUUGGUGACAGGGGGAUGCGUUUUACCCAGGGUGGUGACGCUGGGGGUGGUGACGCUGGGGGUGGUGGCAGCUCAUCCGGAGGAUUCUCCAUCCCUGGGGGAUACCGCUUCUCAGGCUUUACCCGGGGUGGGGGUGGGGCUGGGCCGGGGGGCCAUGGCCGUCACUGCAGCCGGGAGCCAGAUAUCGGGGGAAGAGCUACAAGGAAAGAAAAGAAGAAUCCGUUUGCUGGGGUUGUCAACCAAAAAUACGAUGAUAUAAAGAGAAAGUGCCUGCAAGAAGGAAUACUUUUCGAGGAUCCCGAAUUCCCAACAGUCGAUUCAUCGAUAUUCUUCAGUCGUGCUCCCCCAAGGCCAUUUGAGUGGAAGAGACCUACGGAAAUUUGUGAUGACCCCCAGUGGAUCUCGGAGGGCGCCAGUCGGUUUGAUGUGCAGCAGGGAGAACUCGGAGAUUGCUGGCUGUUGGCUGCAGUUGCCUCCCUUACAUGUAACAACAAGUUGUUGGCAAGAGUUGUCUCCCCUGAUCAAAACUUCACAGAUGAUUACUGUGGAUUGUUCAAGUUCAACAUCUGGCAUCAGGGAGAUUGGGUGGAGGUUAUUGUGGAUGACAGGCUACCCACAUACCACAACCAGCUAGUAUUCAUGCACUCUGUGGAGAGGAAUGAAUUCUGGAGCGCAUUGCUGGAAAAAGCUUAUGCCAAGCUUUGCGGUUCCUAUGAAUCCCUGAAAGGUGGCAGCACCAGUGAAGCCAUGGAGGACUUUACAGGAGGUGUGACAGAGAUGUUUGAUCUCGCCAAAGCCCCACCAACUCUGCUCAGGAUCAUGUUGAAGGCUUUUGACAGAUCAGCUCUCAUGGGGUGCUCCAUAGAUCCUGAUGGUCAAGCCUUGGAGGCGGAGCUUAGCAAUGGUCUGGUGGUUGGCCAUGCCUACAGUGUCACUGCAGUGAAACUGAUGGACAUAGUGCUCCCACGAAGGAUCGAUGUUCAGACGUCCCGUGUCUCUGGUCAGAUCCCUAUGGUCAGAAUCAGGAACCCGUGGGGUAAUGAGGCCGAGUGGAAGGGAGCAUGGAGUGACCAGUCCCAGGAAUGGUCCCUCAUUUCACCUGAGGAGAAGGAGGAGAUGGGACUCACCUUCGAUGAUGAUGGAGAGUUCUGGAUGGCCUUCCAAGACUUCAAGGAUAACUUCACCAAGCUGGAGAUCUGUAACCUUGGGCCGGACUCCUUGGAAGAGGCUGAGAUUGGCAACAAGAAGAAGUGGGAGGUCAAUGUUCAGCAUGCUGACUGGAAGAGGAGGGUCAAUGCUGGCGGUUGCCGCAACUACAUUGACACCUUCUGGACAAAUCCUCAGUUCCGAGUGACCUUGACCGACCCUGAUGACGAUGAUGAUGAUGAGAUGUGUACCAUGAUCACAGCACUACUGCAGAAGGACCGAAGGAAGAAGAGGAAGGAAGGCCUUGACCUUCUCACCAUUGGUUAUGUCAUCUACAAGAUAGAAAGUCCAGACAGUGGACCUCUUGAUGUAAACUUCUUCAAGUAUAACGCCUCGGUGGCCAAGUCGCCAACAUUCAUCAACAUGCGUGAGAUAUGCGGGCGUCACAAGCUACCUCCAGGCACAUACGCCAUCAUCCCGUCCACGUUUGAACCCGGCGAGGAGGGAUCCUUCCUGCUCAGAAUCUUCACUGAGAAAGCCAAUGAAACUGGUGAGCUGGACGAGGACAUCUUAUGUGGAGGACGAGAUCACUUUCGUCGCCAUCGACCUCAACCUAGACCUACUCGACCAACAACGGUGCUCGGUUUCCAAACUGGGAUUACUUCCGAUGACAUUGUACAAACGCAGGCAAUCCCGGUAUCGGCAGGGCGGAGACAGGAGGCCCCACCACCGACGGAGGAAGAGCAGCAGCAGGGAGACAGCUUGAGAGAAAGCUUCCGAAAUAUUGCAGGCGAGGACAUGGAGAUCGAUGCAUAUGAACUCCGGGACAUUCUCAACUCUGUCUUCACAAAAGACACUUUUCUUGAAUUCGCCUUCGAGGGCUUCGCCAUUGACUGCACUAGGAGUAUGGUUGCCAUGCAUGAUGGUGAUCUGUCUGGCAAGCUGGGUUAUGAUGAGUUCAAGGCCUUGUGGCUCGACCUCAGAAGAUGGAAGGGAGUUUUCAAAGAGUACGACCGUGACGGGAGUGGACACCUGAGCUCAUAUGAAAUUAGAGCAGCUCUCAAAUCUGUUGGUUUCCGACUGAGCAACCUAACAGCCAGAUCUGUUGUGAUGCGUUACAGCAACAAGGAAGAACAGAUUGAGUUCGGCGACUUCAUUAUGUGUGCAAUCCGACUCAAGACUAUGUUGUCUUCUUUCAAAUCAGUUGAUCCUGAGGGUCAGGGAAUUGGAGCCUUUGAUGUCGAUACUUUCAUCCAAACCACAAUGUACUCCUAAAACAGUCGUCAUGACAACAGUGUCAGCCAUAUUGCUGCCAGUCACUUCUGCCAUAUUUGAUGUUCUAUAUUCUACCAACAUUUCAGUCAGUGUUACUUCAUACCACGAAUCUCUCGAUGUUGAUGAUACUACGCCCUGGUUGUGUGUAGUUCUCAUUCCUAUUUAUUGAUGUGUUUGUAAACAGUUUCUAUAACAAAAUCUUCCAUCUUGAUAUACGACUUCAAACUUGCAAUAAUUUUUAUGUUUUCACCUUCUGAAAUGGAUUUUGUAGGACAUAUUCUACUUUUCCAUUAUUAUUGUUGUUUCUACUGUGAAACUGUUGAUAAAAUGUCUUUCAUAAUAAAAUGUCCAGUUCACUCAGGACUGAAAUGAAACCACAUCCUAUGCAUUUGAUUCAUUCUUAGAUUUGUGAAUAAGAAAACUAUGAACCUCAAGUCCAGAGUACUAAUGCAUGCUCAAUACAAGAUCUGGCAGUAUUAUGUCACAUCUUUGAAAUAAUUUAAAAUCUGAACUGGAACACAGUAUGAAACAUCCUUACCUCUGCUAUGGUGACACAUUCGUCCAUACUAAUACUGCAUAAUGGCAUUUAGCCUAGAACCAUCUUCAAAGCUUGUUAAAAUAUAUUUCUUGUUUGUCAUGACCAGCCUUCCCCUAAAACAAAUGGCAGGGAAAAAAAUGUUGUUGACUUUGGAUUCCGCAGUGGAUUCCAACUUUUGUAUAACCUUGCAGCCUGUCAGAUUUGCAGGUAAACCUGGCAAGAAGGGGAAAUCUGGUAGACAAGAAUUUUGUUUUGUAAAUUUAUGAACUCCUAAAUAAAAAUUAUUUUGAAAAUUCAAAUGCUCCCCCUGAUCUAAAAAAUUAUCACAGCAAAUAAGAAUAUUUUUAAACUUGCAGUUAUCUUACUCUUUUGAAAUGAAAAAGUUAUUUCAGCUAGACCUGGACUCUUGCCUUAAUUAAAUGAUUGUUAUGUGUUGAAUAAAUGCUUCUUCCAUUGUUAUACAGUAACAAAUGCAUGUCUGAAUUAUGUUCAGGUGCGAAGAGACUGCAUGAAAGAUUUUUAAAUGACUAACUGUUAAAUGGGAAAUGUAUCAAGUCCUGAUGAGUAUCUCAUAUCAAAGCUGGAAAUAUGUCUAAGUUACAAGACUUGUUGUCUGGAUCUAUAUUCCAACACCUGCAUUACUUAAUAGCAUUAUUAUCCACAAUAACUAUAUCUUGUCUACAUAUCUGGUCAGUUAUUGUAGAGGUUUGAGAAAAACUAAAAGUCAUGCUUGAACAAUUUAACUUAUGAAUGACUUACGGACAAGGCUAGACCAAUUUGAUUCUUUGUUUACAGAAGUUUAAGGCAAUAGAUGAAAAAAACAACAGUCCUGAAAAAUCAACAAAAAAAAUCAUUAAAUUUAAAAUAAAAAUUUUGCAUUUCUUUUUCAAAGAAGCUUUUAAAUUAAGUAUCAAUGUACAAGUUGUAAAAUGCUGGAGAUUAAAGUCAUGAACAAAAUUACAAAAUACCAGUUUUUAACAUUUCAAUAUUUAGGUUGGUUUAUAUGACAACAAGGGCAGAAAUUGGUUCAGUCUGUGAAGUGGUCAAAGCCCACAGAUUAGUGAAUACUGUUCGUUUGAUUCAAUAUUUCCUGCUUGCUGUAUAUUGUGCCUUGAAGAAUCUGUUAGGCAAGUAGCAACACCGCCCAUCUCACACAUACAAUGCGGGUAUUUUUGUUCUUGAAGUUCUGUUUGCUGAAUGUCCAGUGUAUCGCUUCUUUUAAGGAACAUCACAAUGUUUAUAAAUGUUUGUGACGAUAUACAUCUACUUGUCAUCAUAUUUAUUAUAUCUUUCUGAUAAGAUACUCUUUGUAGUCGUUAACGUUGCUGUGUUAUUGGCCCAACCGUUCUGAACUGCUGGUUACAACCAUAGAUUGCACUUUCAGUUGACCCGAAAACGUUUGGAUUUUUAACAAUAUGGAUGAUCAUAUAACAGUACAACAGAAUCGUUUAUUCAGCUUGUUUUGAGCCAUAACCAUUUUGAAAAAGGCCAAUUAAACACAGCAAAUGUCAUAGUAUUUAUCUUGCUAGGACUAUCAGUAAUAUGUAUAUAGGAUGCCAGUCUCCCCUGUGUUAGCACUGCUUUGUUUUUGUUUUAAUAAUUGUUUCAUCGUGAACAAUAAUGUAAAAUUCAAGAAAGGAAAAUAUAUUCUUGAACAAUAUUGUACAGUUCUGGGGGAUAAAAAUACAACCUUGAACAAUAUUGUACAAGUUAAGAAGGGAACUACACAAUUAUGACAUAUACUUCUAUCAAGAUGAAUACUUUUGUUUUGUAGUUAAGAUUGACGAUGAAAUACAGAGUGCUACCAAUUGUUAGUUUAGUUGUUAGUACUUGACACCAGUAAAUACUGUUUGUUAUUAACAGACUGACAUGGAUUGUUGUUGAUGCUAAUCAUUAUAACGUAGUUUAGGUGUGAAGGCAAAAGGAUAAUAUUCUCACCCAUUUAUUGAUUGUAAUGGUGCAUGUGGCAUUUUUGGCUUAGAGAUUUAUUUAUGGAUAUAAUGUUUAUGAUAUGGACAUUUAUGUACAUUUUUAACUUGUAGUUUGCUUUAUGUUUAAACAUUGGCAGACUCGAUGUUCUGUUAGACGCCGCAGUCUUUGUUGAAUGUUAAUGCAGUUUAUUAAAAUUGUGUAGCUCA
This is a messenger RNA of Haliotis rubra (blacklip abalone), 5401 nucleotides long. RefSeq names its product calpain-B-like. The record is from RefSeq and is a predicted model, not a curated record. The transcript is spliced from 23 exons. NCBI's taxonomy places the organism in Eukaryota, Metazoa, Mollusca, Gastropoda, Lepetellida, Haliotidae. Bases 152 to 2725 code for a protein of 857 amino acids. Gene Ontology annotation, cellular component: cytoplasm. Gene Ontology annotation, molecular function: calcium-dependent cysteine-type endopeptidase activity; calcium ion binding. Gene Ontology annotation, biological process: proteolysis.